GACGUUGGUUUAAUCGACUUUAAUCAACGUGAGGAGAAACGCAGCUUCCAGUCAGAGCGAAUCCCCCGCGGCAGGAGCACAAAAACACGCUGGAUCUGGGAAAGACACAUUUUCACCCGUAUCAUACAACUACACUUUAUUUCACAUUCACCAGUCUGGAGCGUCGUCACUAGAUCCCAGUUCAGAGAUGGCGAUGUUCAAAUUUGGAAACACCACUGAUCCGUGCGGGAUUUUUUCCAGUGAGAGAGCACAGCUGCCGGAAGAAAUCGAUGAGAAAGGAAACCUUGACCCAGACCGACUUAUGCAGUGCCCUUUUGACAAGAACCACCAGAUCCGGAUUUGCCGCUUCCCUUACCACCUGAUAAAGUGCAGGAAGAAUCAUCCAAAGCUGGCAAAGGAGCUGAAGACCUGCCCUUUCAACGCUUGCCACCUCAUGCCCAAGAACGAGCUGACUCACCACAUUGAUACCUGUGAGAACAGAAUGUCUCUGGACCCUAGUGUCGGCGAUGAAGGCACCAAUGGACAUGUUGAAUGGCAGGUCCCACCCAGCACCUGGGUGAACCCAAACUCAACCGAGGACUGGGAUGACGAGAUCGAUGAUCAUGCUCCCACAUUUAAAUGGGGUCAAAACAAUGGCUUGAAUCGAAACAGAAUGAUGCGGCCCGCCAUCGAGGAUCCAGGUCUUCCCACCGCCGCCGUUUAACCUUAUAGAUUAGUUACACAUACUGUUCAGGCACUUAGUUAAGGUUCUAUGUUUUAAAUUUGGUUUUAACGAGUUCAGUGUUUUUAAUUUCUACAAUUGUAUUGUUUUUUAUAUUAAAGCUAGUAUUAAAGUUAAAUUUGAAAUCC
Molecule: messenger RNA, 849 nt
Organism: Pleuronectes platessa (European plaice)
Lineage: Eukaryota; Metazoa; Chordata; Actinopteri; Pleuronectiformes; Pleuronectidae
Gene: gtsf1
Exons: 7
Coding region: 188-703 (171 amino acids)
Source: RefSeq, a predicted model, not a curated record